AUGUUCUCCGAGGAAGAGUGGAUUGAGUCGAAGGCGGAUACGCUCGCUCCCUCGGAAAACCCAUCGACGGCUACGGAAUGGGUAAGGUCAUCCAGUCCAAGAGCCCAAAGUACCCAGUCGGCUCCCUCGUCUUUGGCGUCAUCGCACUCCAAGGUCCUCCUAUCCUGGUACAUGGGUGCCCUGUGCAUGACUGGACUCACUACCUACGGAUCGUCCAAACUGUACGGAACCCUCAAACAGGGCGAGACCAUCUUUCUCUCUGCCGCCAUGGGAGCAAUGGGCCACCUUGUCGGUCAAAUGGUCAAACGUCAGGGACUCCGCAUCGUUGGGUCUGCGGGGUCCGAUGAAGAAGGUCAAGAUGCUCCUCGAGAAAUUCAAGUUCGAUGUCGCCUCAACUACAAGUCAGGAAACCCCAUUAUCGAAUCCUUCCGUGAGGCCUGUUCCGAAGGGCUGACAUCUACUAUGACAAUGUUGGAGGCGAACACCGCGAGGCUGCACUAG
This is a messenger RNA of Linnemannia hyalina, 501 nucleotides long. Lineage: Eukaryota; Fungi; Mortierellomycota; Mortierellomycetes; Mortierellales; Mortierellaceae. The record is from the annotation of a GenBank genome assembly.